Molecule: messenger RNA, 2859 nt
Organism: Saccoglossus kowalevskii
Lineage: Eukaryota; Metazoa; Hemichordata; Enteropneusta; Harrimaniidae
Molecular function (GO): protein binding
Source: RefSeq, a predicted model, not a curated record
AUGGUUGGGUGGAAAUGGAUUUUAUCUGAACAGGCAUUUAUGCGGAUGGAGGUGGUAAUAACAUCACUGAAGCUUCAAGUUGCUGCCGAUGCACAGUUGAUUGAAGGAUUGGUGCAAACCCAAAAUAAAUUUAAGUUUGAUGUAAUAGCGACGUAUGACGAUACAACUACGGCAAUAUCUGGGAAGGAUCUUUGGCGGUUGAAUGCUUUUGGAAGUAAAAGCGCAGCUGCUAAAGGGAAAAAACAGUCUCUUGUGAGACAGGCCUUCAACGAUGCACAAGGUAGCACAUCAUUAACACUGGGAUCACCAUUGAUGUUUGAUGAUGUUGAGAUGUCCAUCGAUAUGACAUCCCUCUUGUGUCAUCAGGUGACGCAUGUCUGUGCUGAGUUGUUUAAAAACCCAAAGUCUGAUCCAGAAUUUGAAUUCUCUGCUGCUACAAACAAAGCCACAAAGGCUUGUGCAGAAGUACCCUGUGCUGGUGUGAUUGUUACUGAUAAUAAUAUUGCCGUAGAAGAUGGCACAGUUCUGAAAGAGAAUAAUCCGAAUAAUCCAAUCAGCCUAGACAUAUCGUAUGAUUCAUUGGUGUCUGGCUCUACGAUAUUUGGCAACAAGUUGUGGGAUCUUAGUCUAUCUGGUAACACUAGACCUGACGGGACUGGAGACGCCAUUCUGAUUGAUGAUCAGGCAUUGACAAGUUCUCAAAGAGAUAUUCCAUUUGCCGCUGGUACAACCAUGACAUUCUCAGAUGUGCAAGUUAACGUAGACCUCACUGGGAAGAAAUGUGCAGAGAUACCAUACAUUUGUGCAACUCUUUCCAAAGGAAGAAGCCCAAGUCGAGAUUUUACUUUAUCUGGCUUACCAGAUGAAAGCGUGUUCACUGCUUGUACUGAUUACAUAGCUUGUGAAACUGGAUGCCCCGAUCCAAGGGCAGCCAUUGCUGGCCAUGUAAAAGUUCCUGAAAAAUCUUUUUACUCAAAUGAUGAUGUAUUCAUUGUUUGUGAAGAGGGCUAUAUGCUCAAUGGCGUUUUGAACCUCAUUUGUAAUAGUGAUGGUACAUGGUCAGAUCCCUUGCCAACCUGUGAUAAGCUUGAAUGUCCCGACCCACGACAAGGAAUACCUGGACAUAUUGUUGUUCCUAAAGAAACAUUUCAUGCUGGUGACAGGAUAGACUUUACAUGUGAUUCUGGCUACCAACUUGUUGGUAGUCCAAUAUUAACUUGUAAUGAUGAUGGUACAUUGUCUGGAGAACCACCAGUCUGUGACAAGAUUGAAUGUGCUGAUCCCAGGCAGGGUAUACCAGGACAUAUUGAUGUUGAUGAAGAAACUUUCGUCCAAGGGGAUUUAAUAAAAUUUGAGUGUACAGAAGGGUAUGAUCUUGUUGGUGCUGAUACUUUAGCAUGUAAUGAUGAUGGUUCAUGGUCAGGACCUUUGCCAGAUUGUAUCAAGAGAAAGAAAGUAAGAGUCACUGGUUCUGAUAUAGCACCACGUCCAGGAACAAAAAUAUUUGAGGAUUCUCCAGAUAAUCCUGUUGAAAUUGAUGCUAGCUUUCCAACUGAUCCGAAAGGUGAUGAUGCCUCAACAGGUGACAAUCUCUGGAACCUUGACACGUGGUUAAGUAAUGAUCCUGAGGGAUAUGGGCCACGUCUUUCUGAGAACAAUCGAGUACUGACACCAAAUCAACGUGAUACCUAUGUUGAUGCUGGUGAUGAUCUUGACUUUCCUAGAGUUACAUCCAACUUUGAUACGCAAGGGCUGAAGUGUGAUGAUAUUAAAUAUAUUUGUGCUGAGUUGAGUGAAGACCCACGUACUACAGGAGACUUUGACUUAGAAGGAGUACCUAACAGUAAUAUAUUAAGAACCUGUGUGGAAUUGGAUUGUGAAAUACCCACAAAGUCCCUGAUUGUUGUUGAUGUUGGUAUUGAUCUAACUGGAGAUGACGAAGUGACAGAAGAGGAGCCUGUUAACCCAAUCAAUUUUGACGUUGGUGUGACCUCAUCUCCACUCAGUGAUGACAUAACUGGAGAUGAUUUGUGGCAAAUGACAGCGUUCACAGCCUCUGAUCCUCAAGGCAAACAAAACAAAGAUAUUGUAAGACAGGAAGUGUUAUCAAAGCCUCAGAGAGACCAGGAUCUUCCAUCAGGCUCCACUGAGGAUUUCCCUGGCUUGACCGCUAAUGUCGACAUGACAGGAAAGUACUGCAAUGAGGUGAAAUAUUUCUGUGUUGAGUUAAAUAAAGGAGUAUACGCUGAUCCUUCAUUCAUUAUUCUUGGAGAUCCUUCUGAUCGGCUUGACUGUGUGCCACUAAGAUGUGCUGAAGCUCCAGUACCCCCAGUAGUGAUCACUGAUACAGAUGUUGACUUGUCCGGUGACAACAUGAUCACAGCAGGCGAUCCUUACAAUCCCAUGGAAUUUGAUGUAAUCAUCAAAACAGAUCCUAACGGAGGGGAUGCAGUAGGCGACGAUUUAUGGAAAGCCACGGUUUUUACAAGUACUACACCUGAUGGCAGCCGAAAUAAGCGAGUCCUUGAUGAGCAAGUACUAACACCAUCCCAAGAAGAUCGUGAUAUCCCUGCUGGUGAUACCGCGACAUUCCGUUAUCUUGAUGCCAAUGUAGAUAUGCAAGGCUCCACGUGUGCCGAUGUCGGGUACCUGUGUGUGGAGUUCUCAAAAGGAGAAUAUGCCUAUCCUGAUUUUGAGUUUAGUGGUUCACAAUCUGUCCGAACAGAUUGUAUUAAGCUUAAGUGCGAUGAAGGUAACCCAUUCCUUGCUGUCCGACUGCCCUUAUCCUCAAACUGCCCUCUUGUCAUGGUUAAGGUAUCUUAUACAUUUGUAUCUGAUCAAUGGUGUAACCCUUUGUAG